Acanthocheilonema viteae is the source of this 708-nucleotide messenger RNA. The record is from the annotation of a GenBank genome assembly. NCBI's taxonomy places the organism in Eukaryota, Metazoa, Nematoda, Chromadorea, Rhabditida, Onchocercidae.
AUGCUAACACUUAUUCGUGUUACUGGUUGUGGCAUAAAUCGCUGUGGAACGCUGGCAAUAUUACGCAAAAGUGUGCCAUCGAAACAGCCAUGCCGAUUAUUCACGAAAUGGACUAAGCGUUAUGUAAAGUCCAAGAAUGCAAUGUAUUAUUUGGGAAGCGUUGGUGUGCUAUUCUUCAGUUUUGCAGUACUUUCUGUACCAGCAUAUCGAGUUGCUGAUGAUAUGGAACGCGUUGCAUCAAUGGAAAAAAUCAAGGAUCGAUUGAUACGCGUGUCUUUUAACGCUGACCUUCACUCUGCCUUGAAAUGGCAGUUUAAACCAUUGCAAAAAGAAAUUUAUGUGCACCCAGGAGAGACGGCACUUAUUUUCUACAGUGCUUAUAAUCCGACGGACAAGCCGGUGGUUGGUAUUAGCAGCUACAAUGUCACACCUUUUCAGGCGGCAUAUUAUUUUAACAAAAUUCAAUGUUUCUGCUUCGAGGAUCAGAUCCUUAAUCCGGGAGAACAGGUAGAUUUGCCUGUUUUCUUCUAUAUCGAUCCUGACUAUACAAGUGAUCCGGACUUGGAGUAUACGGAUAGUUUAGUAUUGAGUUAUACAUUUUUCGAAUCAAAACCAGAUCUUGCUUUACCAGAUCCAUUUGAUCCAAGCAACCAACCCAGUAUAAAGCGAAACGCAAGUAGUGUUAAUAAAAAGGUGGAGAAAAACUAA